Paramuricea clavata is the source of this 718-nucleotide messenger RNA. NCBI's taxonomy places the organism in Eukaryota, Metazoa, Cnidaria, Anthozoa, Malacalcyonacea, Plexauridae. The record is from the annotation of a GenBank genome assembly.
UUCUCAAAGAGCUCCAAUAAAGUGGAAUAGCUCAACAAAUACAAUCAAAGUCGAUAAGAAAUUACUCUCAGACAACAAGUCGAAGACGAAGCAGCUUGCAUCUGUACAUGUAGCUGUUAAUACGACACAUAUUUCGACAUAUUUACGAACAAGAUAUGAUUACAAGUCGAGCUCCCAAACAGUGGGCCCUGACAAAGCAGGAAACUAUCACUUCAUACGAAGCCUGGCGCCAAAAUCUUCAAUACACCCUUGCCUUAGACCACAACUUCGCCGUAUUUUUACUCGAAGACACAACAUAUACGCAUGGCUGCGAAAGACUUCUACGGCCCCACUACGUGGUCUCGGAAACGACGGCGAAGACGUUCCAGAAGCCAGCCGACGUACAGCCGCCCAAAAGCUAACUCACUUGGAGUUAAUGCUCGGCCAAGUAGCCAAUUAUUGUCCCGUCAUUGCACGAAACACAAUCGUUAAGAACUCAACAUCUAUGAGUACAAUUUGGCAAGCAAUUCGUGCACAUUAUGGCUUUCAGUCCACCGGGGCACAUUUUCUCGAUUUUAAUAACCUUCGUUUACAGCCUGACGAGCGCCCUGACGAUUUAUAUCAGCGACUUCUGAGUUUUAUCGAUGACAAUUUACUCACAGCUAAUGGUAAUAUCCGACAUCACGGCGAAGACGUUUCCACGGACGAAGAAUUAACACCCUCGCUUGAGAACAUAAUU